UAAUUUAAUUCCACCACCAUCCCUUUUCCCCUUUUUCUCUCUCUCCUUAGCUUGAAGAAGAAGAGUUAAGAGUUUUGUACUAGCAACCAAGAAGGCAAGAACUGUACAAAGUUAACCGAAUCUUCCUUCUUCCCCCUUCCAUCGCCCCCCUCCCCACCCCCCUUUUUAUACCCACCCUCUUUGCCCGUAUCCCCAAAUUCUCUCACAAAUAUUGAGUCUUUUUUCAUUCUCUCCCUUCCAUGAUACUUCACCAUGUCCAAAAUGAAGCAUUUACUCAGGAAACUUCAUAUCGGCGGUGGUGUGGCCGAUAAUCCUCCUCACCUUGCCCCUCAUCACACCUCUCCUACUCAUCAACCACUUCCUGUACUUGAUCCGAAUCAGCAAACUAACCGGUUUGAACAAUCUGGGUCAACUUCAUCUUUGUCUCCUCAAACGACGCCGGCAUCAGCAGCAUUGCCCAGAGUCCCUGAGAUGAAUUCGGCUUCGGCUUCUGAUUCUGCUGAUUUUAAUUACUUUGAGGAGGAGUUUCAGGUUCAAUUGGCUUUGGCGAUCAGUGUUUCUGACCCAGAUUCUCGUGAAGAUCCGGAAACGGCCCAGAUCAAAGCAGCCCAAGAGAUAAGUUUAGGAUGUUCGCCUUUGGAAAAUCCUGUGGAGUUCCUUUCACUUCGUUAUUGGAACUAUAAUGUCGUAAAUUAUGAUGAGAAAGUGAUGGAUGGAUUCUAUGAUGUUUAUGGAAUUAAUUCCAGUGCGGCGAUUCAGGGAAAGAUGCCUUUGUUAGUGGAUCUAAAAGCAGUUUCGGUUUUGGAUAAUGUUGCUUAUGAAGUUAUCUUAGUAAACCGUGCAGCUGAUAUGGAACUGCGGCAGCUUGAGGAGAGAGUGUACUUCAUGUCCCGGGAAUGCCGAGCUUUAAAGAAGGUCCCGGUUACAAGCUUUUUAGUUGAGAAAAUCGCUGACCUUGUUGUUAAUAGGAUGGGAGGUCCUGUUAAUGAUGCAGAAGAAAUGUCAAAGAGGUGGACUGCAAGGAGUUAUGAGCUAAGAAUUUCAUUAAACUCUAUCAUUCUUCCCCUUGGCUGUCUUGAUAUUGGACAUUCUCGACAUAGGGCCUUACUCUUUAAGGUACUUGCUGAUAGAAUCAACCUACCAUGCAAGCUAGUUAAGGGAAGUUACUACACUGGCACUGAUGACGGAGCAGUUAAUUUGAUCAAAUUUGACAAUGGAAGUGAAUAUAUUAUUGAUUUAAUGGGUGCACCAGGUGCCCUGAUUCCUACUGAGGCACCAAGUGGUCAAUUACAAAGUUAUGCAGUAGAUGUGCACAGUGUAACACCACUUCCUUCUGGCGGUACUGUCAUUUCAUUUCCUGUUUUUGACACACAAACUGGGACAGGAUCAGGUUCAGUUACUGCUGCUCAUGGAACUGCCAAUACAUGGAUUUCAAGGGAAGAACCAGCUUUCUACCACAAUGAAGCAAAGGGGAAUUGUGGAAAUAGUUCAGGUAGAACUGGAAGCACCCAGUUUGAGCAUGACUCUGGAAAUCUCCUUCCAUUGUCGGCUAGAUUAUGUGAUGCUUCAGCAGUUUCCCAUGAUAACACAUCCAUUGCACAAAUAACGCAAGCUAGAGAAGCUUACGAGAAUGUGAACAGUCUUGCAGAAAACUCAGAAGUUAAACUCCUAGGUGUUUCUCCAGAGAGUCAAAUGUAUUUGCAAUCAGAUCUGGUUUUAGGAGUUGUUGCUGGAAAAAAUCAAUUAUCAGAGGAAAGGGCUGUUGAUACUAGACAAAGUUCAGAAAUUAACAAGCAGUCUCUUGUAGCCUUCACCGGGAUGCAGUUCCCUUACAGUAUAUCCUAUAAAAGUGAACAGGAGUAUACUGUUGCUGCACCGAGAGACAAUACAUUAUAUGAUACUUCAGGUGAUAAAUUCUUUAGGGAGAAGUUUGGAAAUAUUUCAGAUAACGAUUGUACUUACAAAGACAAAGAAUCAGCUACAAAAGCAAGGGAAAUAGUUACUUGCAUACAGUCUAAGUCUUAUGCGGUGCAGAAAGAACAGCUUGAUCCAAUGCUACGUGGAGUGGCAGAGUGGGAAAUUCCAUGGGAAAAUCUCCAUGUUGGUGAACGUAUUGGUAUUGGGUCAUAUGGCGAGGUAUACCGUGCAGAAUGGAAUGGCACAGAAGUUGCUGUGAAGAAAUUCAUGAAUCAGGAUAUAACAAAUGAUGCCCUUGAACAGUUUAAAUGUGAAAUUGAAAUUAUGUUGAGGCUGAGACAUCCUAAUGUUGUGCUAUUCAUGGGAGCUGUAACUCGUCCCCCAAAUCUCUCUAUAUUGACCGAGUUCCUUCCCAGGGGAGGUUUAUAUAAACUACUGCAUCGUCCAAACAUCCUUAUUGAGGAGAAAAAGCGUAUGCGGAUGGCACUUGAUGUGGCCAAAGGAAUGAAUUACUUGCACACAAGCAACCCUAUCAUUGUGCAUCGAGAUUUGAAGACUCCGAAUCUUCUGGUUGAUAAAAAUUGGGUUGUUAAGGUUUGUGAUUUUGGGAUGUCUCGCUUGAAGCACCACACAUUUCUCUCUUCAAAGUCAACUGCUGGAACGGCUGAAUGGAUGGCACCAGAAGUUUUAAGGAAUGAACCAUCCAAUGAAAAAUCUGAUGUGUACAGUUUUGGUGUAAUACUCUGGGAGUUAACUACUCUCCAAGUGCCAUGGACAGGGAUGAACUCAAUGCAAGUUGUUGGAGCUGUUGGUUUUCAGGGUAGACGCCUUGAUAUUCCUCCAAGUGUUGAUCCCAUAGUUGCAGAGAUUAUAAGCGAAUGUUGGAAUCAAGAUCCCCAAGUGCGCCCCUCUUUUGCGCAGAUUAUAAGUCGUCUUAAACGUCUUCAGCGUCUUAAUAUCCAGGGAUUUGAAACUUGUACAAAUCAGCAUUAAGGUUGACAGAUGCAAAGAAGCACUCAAGAAAACCCUGGAUUGGAAGCAGUUGGUUCAUUCGAAGUGGGGACUCAACGCAACCAAUUCAGAAACAAGCAGAUAUCUCCAAGUCAAUGGCUGCACGAAGUGCAGUAGUUGAAAAUUAGGUCAUAGUGAUCGUUGUAUCCAGUCUUGAGUUAUGUAAAAGGAAAAAAGAAAAAAAAAUCCUUUUUAGUUUUAGUUAGUUCUAGGCUGAUGAAUGCACAGUACCAUUGAGAUAUGUAAUGAGUUCCAAAAAGGAGCAGCAGAAGAAAAAUCUCAAUUCUGUGAAGGUCGUCGAAGGAAGCAAUUGUAAACAGUCGGUCUCUGCAGGUUGUACCAACAGAAGAAUAAAUGGAAAUGAGGAAAAUUUCCUACAUUACCAUCUUCAUUCUCUUUGUUGUGCUUAUAUAUAUAGUGAAGUGAAGACAUUUUUGUGUAUAGUAAUACAUACGGUGUACAGUAAGUACAGUGCUAAACUUAUUUGCUAGACGUAGAACCACCAACUUGAGUAAGGAGCCUUAUGCCUGCUGAUUCAACUCAUUGCUAAAAUCUCCCUACCACUUUUGCA
This is a messenger RNA of Solanum tuberosum (potato), 3499 nucleotides long. Its product is annotated as serine/threonine-protein kinase EDR1. The transcript is spliced from 15 exons. Gene Ontology annotation, biological process: protein phosphorylation. Lineage: Eukaryota; Viridiplantae; Streptophyta; Magnoliopsida; Solanales; Solanaceae. Gene Ontology annotation, molecular function: ATP binding; protein serine/threonine kinase activity. The coding region runs from base 253 to 2910 and encodes 885 amino acids. The record is from RefSeq and is a predicted model, not a curated record.